Molecule: messenger RNA, 1708 nt
Organism: Ostrea edulis (European flat oyster)
Lineage: Eukaryota; Metazoa; Mollusca; Bivalvia; Ostreida; Ostreidae
Product: pachytene checkpoint protein 2 homolog
Exons: 11
Coding region: 159-1451 (430 amino acids)
Biological process (GO): meiotic recombination checkpoint signaling; reciprocal meiotic recombination
Cellular component (GO): chromosome; nucleus
Molecular function (GO): ATP binding; ATP hydrolysis activity
Source: RefSeq, a predicted model, not a curated record
ACUGUAUCACACUAAAAAAAAAAAUGGCGGCAUGUUCAAAGACGACUAUGAAUUUUAGGAAAUAAGCUAAUGAAUUUUAUGAAAGUUUCAGUGGAUCUUACUGUAUCAGAAUAGGCUGCUGUAGUUGGAACAUUUUAAAAGUUUAUUCCUAAAUAUAAAUGGGUGAUAUAUCUGUAAAUGGUCUUGGAAGUGUUUUGCCAAAGGGUGACACCGAAGAAAAAUACCACGUCGAAAUAUGUUUGAAACCGACAAGCUUGGCGGAGAGUUACUCGACAAAACAGCACGUUCUAGCCUUGUUGGAACGACACAGAGUAGCGUAUGGUGAUUUGACUUUGACAUCCUUCGAUGAUGUGUUUUUACAGGAGAAUGUGAAAUCUAUUUCACUGUGCGACACAGACUAUGGACCAGAGAAAAAGCAAAUCUCCCUGCUAUCUGAUAACUUGAUGUUACAUGUUUACCGCCUCAAUGAAGAUGGACCUGGCACGGAGGAACUGGACGACGAGGAAGACAUGGCGGCUGCUCAUCAUUGGCUACUUCCUGCUUUGGAUUUCAAUGGAUUGUGGGAUAGUCUAGUUUAUGACGAGGAUAUCAAAAAGGGGCUGUUGCAUUAUGCAUCAACAACACUUCUGUUUUCUGAUAAGGCAGUUGACAGUAACAUCAUAUCAUGGAACAAAGUUAUACUACUGCAUGGACCACCAGGCACUGGUAAAACAUCUCUCUGUAAAGCAUUGGCCCAGAAACUGGUCAUUCGCUUGUCAGACAGAUACUGCUAUGGUCAGCUGAUUGAAAUCAACAGCCACAGUCUCUUCUCCAAGUGGUUCUCAGAGAGUGGAAAGCUUGUUAUGAAAAUGUUCCAAAAAAUCCAAGAGCUGAUAGAUGAUAAAGAUGCUUUGGUUUUUGUGUUGAUAGAUGAGGUGGAGAGUUUAACUGCUGCUAGGAAGAGCACGAUGUCUGGUAGUGAGCCGUCUGAUGCCAUCAGAGUGGUGAAUGCACUGCUGACCCAGCUAGAUCAAAUCAAGAGAUACCCUAAUGUGAUGAUCCUGACCACCUCCAAUGUGACCGGUGCUAUUGACCUGGCCUUUGUAGACAGAGCAGACAUUAAGCAGUAUAUUGGACCUCCAUCUCCUGCUGCCAUAUUCAAAAUCUACCACACCUGUAUAGCAGAACUAAUGAGGGUUGGCAUUAUCUCCCCAGCUCAACAAUUGUUUGAUUUACGGACCUUGGAGGUCAUGAAGUUCAUAGAAAAAAAUGUUACCAAGCUUAGUUUACAACUAAGAGACAUAGCAGUGAAGAGUCAUGGACUGAGUGGAAGGACUUUAAGGAAACUCCCUUUCAUUGCACAUGCUCUUUUUGUUCAGAGUCCAUCUGUCACACUAGAGGAAUUUCUGGAUGGUCUGAACAAAGCUGUAGAAAGACAGUUCAAAGAGAGAAAUGAUCUGUCCAAGGAUUGAAAUGUAUCUUCUGACAGGGAGAUUUCUACAGAAAAGGGAUGUAAAGGACCACUAAAUCAUGCUCAGCAUCAGUUAACAGUGCACUUCUGUGAUAAAGGACCACUAAAUCAUGCCCAACAUCAGUUAACAGUGCACUUCUGUGAUAAAUGUUAUGUGUUACACAUGGAAUUCAUGUGAUUUGCCAUUAUUUAUGACUGUGCUACAUGUACAUUAUGAUAGUGCUAUGUUAAAAAAUAAAUUUAAAAAAAUAAUCAAAA